AUGACUAAUUACAUGGAUCCUGAAGAAGAUCAAGAAAUUAUUGAUUCUAUUCUUAAUGGUACUUUUUAGUUAAUAGAAUUGCAGCUCUUGAAAGUGAUGAAGAUAGAUCCUUCUCACCUUCAAUCGCAAGAUCUGAAACGAACAAGACUUAUUCUCCUUAAAUCAAAAGAUAGUAACACUAAAUACAGUAAACUACAUUUUGCUAAUUAGAUAUUCAUUAAAGAAGAUAUAAAGUCCAAUAAUUGGAUUUAAACUCGAUUGUUGGGCAAUACAACCAUUUUCAUUGGAUGAUGAUUCAUUCUUAGAUGGAGAUUUAGUAUUAAUUAACUAAAUAUAGAUUCUUAAAUGCAAAGAUCAAUUAAAUAGUCGAAAAAUUUAGAGCCUAUUUGAAAAAGGAGAUGAUUAAUAGAAGCAAUAUAUUUUUUUUUAAAUAUUGCCUGGUUUAGUUUAAUUAGCUAAUGAUAUUUUUGGGAAUUAUGUUGUCCAAAGAUUUCUCGAGCAAGGCAGUUAAAUAUAAAGAGAUUUAAUAUUCGACCAAUUAUCUUAAUCUAUUUUGAUACUAAGUUACAAUACUUAUGGAUGCAGAGUGGCUCAGAAAUUAUUAGAAAUAUCUUACGAUACUGAUAAAUUUGUUUAGAUGUUUACUAUUCUAUAAUCUGAAAUACGAAAUCUUGUUAUCGAUAUAAAUGGAAAUCAUGUAAUUUAAAAGAUAGCUGAAUUGAUGAAAUCUUAGAAAAUUGAUUGGCUAAUUGAAGGAGUUUUGGGAUAGAUCUAAAAACUAUCAAAUGACUCACAUGGUUGCAGAUUGAUUUAACAAAUUUUAGAAUAGUCAGCAAUGCAUUAAGUAAAAUUUCGUUUCAUAUAAAAAAAUUAGUUAAAUAGUAUCUACAAAGAAUUAUUGGCUUUGCAAGAUGAAUUGUGCUUAUCUCAAUAUGGAAAUUAUAUCAUUUAGAUUUUACUUUAAAGGGGACCUUUUGAAGUAGUUUAGAAGAUUCAAUGCAGCAUUAUUAGGAAUUUAGAAAUAAUAAGUUGUGACAAGUUUGGAAGGUAAUUAUAAAUUGUUCAUAAUAGCAAUGUGGUUGAUAAAAGUGUAAACAUUUCUUCAUUUAUGAGGAAGGAGAUACUGAAGGUGUUCAUUAACAAUAUGAAUGUUUUCUAUAGGUUAUCAAACAAUUGUUAUGGAAAUUAUGUUAUAUAAAAUUUUUGUAAAUAGCUUGAUUAUAAUUAACUCAUAAAAAUAUAUCCAGAAGCUAGUUAACUUAAUACCCAAUUUGGCUAGCAUGUACUUUAAACUUUAUAAAAAUUGAAAAAUUGA
Molecule: messenger RNA, 1315 nt
Organism: Paramecium octaurelia
Lineage: Eukaryota; Ciliophora; Oligohymenophorea; Peniculida; Parameciidae
Source: the annotation of a GenBank genome assembly